AUGACCAACCCACAGCAACCUCAUUUUGAGACCUUGCAGCUUCAUGCUGGUCAUGAACCAGACUCAGCAACCAAUUCCCGUGCAGUGCCUAUCUAUGCAACAACGUCAUACCAAUUUAAUGAUUCAGCACACGGCGCAAGACUCUUUGGCUUGAAAGAGUUCGGCAACAUUUACAGCCGAAUCAUGAACCCGACGGUUGAUGUCUUCGAGAAGCGAAUUGCUGCCCUUGAAGGUGGUAUAGCCGCUGUAGCGGCCUCUUCUGGACAAGCAGCUCAAUUUAUGGCAAUCUCCGCUCUCGCGCAUGCUGGUGACAACAUUGUGUCAACAAGCAAUUUAUACGGUGGCACGUAUAAUCAGUUCAAGGUUCUUUUCCCUCGUCUGGGUAUCACAACCAAAUUCGUCCAAGGAGACAACUCAGCGGAUAUUGCCGCAGCGAUCGAUGAGCGUACAAAGGCCGUUUACGUCGAAACGAUUGGAAAUCCUCGGUAUAAUGUGCCUGACUUUGAGGCGAUUGCCAAGGUUGCUCACGACAAUGGCGUACCAUUAGUGGUUGACAACACUUUUGGUGCUGGCGGUUACUUCUGUCGUCCCAUUGAGCACGGAGCAGAUAUUGUGGUUCACAGUGCGACCAAAUGGAUUGGCGGACACGGUACCACCAUUGGUGGUGUUGUUGUUGACAGCGGGAAAUUCGAUUGGGGAAAGCAUGCGGCACGCUUUCCUCAGUUCGUCGAGCCAUCUGAAGGGUACCACGGUUUGAAGUUCUGGGAGACAUUUGGAUCUCUUGCCUUUGCUAUACGUGUUCGGGUUGAGAUUCUCCGCGACCUUGGGUCGGCACUGAACCCUUUCGCGGCACAGCAGCUUUUGCUGGGGUUGGAGACUCUGAGUUUGCGAGCCGAGAGACACGCAGACAACGCACUGGCAUUGGCUAACUGGCUGCGUAAUAAUGAGAAUGUGGGCUGGGUCUCCUACCCUGGCCUGGAAGAUCACCCUAGUCAUGGAAUUGCUAGGCGCUAUUUGAAGCGUGGCUUUGGUGGUGUUCUAUCAUUUGGCGUCAAAGGGGGUGCGGCUGCUGGUAGCCAGGUGGUUGACGGCUUCAAGCUGAUUUCCAAUCUUGCGAACGUCGGAGAUUCUAAAACUCUGGCCAUCCAUCCUUGGUCAACAACACACGAACAACUCGCCGAGCAGGAGCGCCUUGACUCAGGCGUCACUGAGGAUGCCAUUCGGAUUUCCGUGGGUACUGAGCACAUUGACGAUAUCAUUGCCGAUUUCACACAAUCUUUCAAGGCUUUCAAUGCCACAGGUGCCUAG
This is a messenger RNA of Aspergillus tanneri, 1308 nucleotides long. It is a transcript of the gene MET17, whose product is annotated as O-acetylhomoserine aminocarboxypropyltransferase/cysteine synthase family protein. The coding region runs from base 1 to 1308 and encodes 435 amino acids. The record is from RefSeq and is a predicted model, not a curated record. Gene Ontology annotation, biological process: transsulfuration. The transcript is spliced from 6 exons. Gene Ontology annotation, molecular function: transferase activity, transferring alkyl or aryl (other than methyl) groups; pyridoxal phosphate binding. Lineage: Eukaryota; Fungi; Ascomycota; Eurotiomycetes; Eurotiales; Aspergillaceae.